UCCACAGUAACGGUUGUUGGAGGCAGCAGACGCUGUGUCUGCAACAGGUGACUUUCCCCUGUGUGAAAUGUACCUUGAAACAUUUUAAUUGUCAGAUAUUAACAAAGCUGAGAGCACAGAAAAUAGUAGGCGAAUAUUUGUAGAGAAAUGAUGGCGGGACAGGGUGGUUUGACGAAACUGGAGGUCGGUGUUUUAAGCGCUGAGCAGCAGGAGAAACUGCGACAGUUUAAGGUCAGAACGAGAAUCGACAACGAGAGGUAUUUGAGGUCUCAUCCAGAAGUGGAGGUGUUGAUUGGAGAGUUUCUGAGAGAUUUGCUUCUUAAAAGGCCUGCUGACAUCCGUGAGUUUGCUGCAGAUCACUUCACCAACCCAAACCUUCAGGUGGUUACUGCCUCCAAAAUGGAAGGAAAAAUUAACACGGACUGAAAUCCAUCCAUCAUCAGUUCAUUUCACCUUUAUUUAAUCUCAGAUGUCAUUUACAAUGCUGUUGAGAUUGCAGUUAAACAAAUAAAUUCUUCCUGAACAUUAGAAAAAAAACAUGCUGCUUCUCCUUUGUGCCUCUCUACACUAGACACUAACAUGCUUCUCUACUCUCCAUCAGUCCACAAAUUGUUCAGCUUAUAGCAUUAUGUGCAGAUUGCUAUGAUACGUAUUCAGGAAGGCAGCUAAAGGGGAAGAUGAUAAUUACCAUUUCUAAUGAGUAUAAUUAAAGGUUAAUGAGAGGAGGAACUCCUCUGGGUGUCUUGCAUGUGGAAGUCUGAGCUGUUUGCCUGAUCACUACUGUAGUUGUGAAGAUACAGGAACAAACUUUUUUUUGUUCACUGCUUACAAAUAUCCUUUCCACCAGGACCAUCAGAGUCUUACUAGGAAUUCAGUCAGUGUUAGUGACUGACCUGGGUUUGAAUUAACCUCAUAUCUAAUAAUGGAGUUACAAAAGUUGUACUUUUUGUUUUUAAAAUUUGAUUUAGGUUCCAUUUACUAUGAAAUGAUUGUCUUCUCUCUUUGUAAUCAUAUUUGUACUUUUAAAAAAGUUAUUCACAUUGUGUUUGAGAAAUAGUUGCAACAGAAUUGUGUUUUAUGUAGGUGAAUUUAAAGACUGUAGCUCUUUAAUGGUGUUAGCAUGUUCAGUUUGUUGCCAUGACUCAAACUUUACCUUUCUUUUCAAGCUAGAAAAAGAUGAGAAUAAAGAAACAAAUGUGUAUAGUCUACAAUCAGGGCUUUUCACAAGCACCAGCUGUCAGCCAAACAGCUGACUACUCACUUAAUCACAGCCGCCUACUUUGUUUUUCCAUUGUUUACUUAAUAAAAAAUAGUUGAACUCUCACU
This is a messenger RNA of Cheilinus undulatus (humphead wrasse), 1326 nucleotides long. RefSeq names its product RIIa domain-containing protein 1 (gene riiad1). The record is from RefSeq and is a predicted model, not a curated record. The coding region runs from base 148 to 426 and encodes 92 amino acids. The transcript is spliced from 4 exons. Lineage: Eukaryota; Metazoa; Chordata; Actinopteri; Labriformes; Labridae.